AUGUCUAACAAAGCUUCAUUUCUCUCACUCUUUUUUCUUUCUCUUUCUCUGUUUUUGCAUGUGAAUAAGGCUUUUAAGGAGGAUGCCUCAGGUUUGGAGCCUGUAGUGAGGAAAGAUGAAAGGAGACAACUUGUUGUGACAGAAUACGGAGAGGUCUCAGCCAUUGAGAUCGGUGAUGGAGCACGAGGGCAAUACCACCUCCAGUUCAUCACGUUGGAUCCAUACUCGCUAUUUCUUCCUGUACUCCUCCAUGCAGACAUGGUCUUUUAUGUCCACACAGGAAGUGGGAGGUUGACUUGGACUGAUACUCUUGAUGAAAUGAGGAGAGUGGAUUUACGUCGAGGAGAUAUCUACAGGCUCAAGUCAGGCUCUAUCUUCUAUGUGCAUAGCAGCUUACAACCGGAGCGACAGAAGCUUAAGAUAUAUGCAAUCUUCACCAAUACAGAUGAUGACUUAUAUGAGCCAACAAUUGGGGCAUACUCAACUAUUGGCAACUUGUUGCGAGGCUUUAAUAAGGAAGUCCUCAAAGCAGCUUUCAAGGUCUCGGAGGAUUUGGUAAGAGAAAUAACAAAAGGAACUCAGCCACCAGGCAUAGUGCAUGCAGAGCCAACAAAGGAAACAGAAUUAGACGCUCUCCUCCUCCAAGUCUUCCGAAGAGGAAGAGGUGGCAUGUUACUCAGUGACAAUAAGAAGAAACCCUAUAAUAUUUUUGAUGAAAAGCCAGAUUUUGAGAAUAGUAACGGGUGGAGCCUAACAGUAACCAAGAAAAAAUUGCAUUUGUUGAAGGGUUCCAAUAUUGGACUUUUCAUGGUGAAUCUAACAGAGGGCUCAAUGAUGGGCCCACAUUGGAAUCCAUUGGCACCUGAGAUAUCAGUAGUGUUACGAGGGGAAGGGAUGGUUCGGCUGGUUUGUUCUAGCACUGCAAAGAAAUCAGAAUGCAACAAUACGAGGUUCAGGGUGGAGGAAGGAGAUGUUUUUGCUGUGCCUAGGUUCCAUCCCAUGGCCCAGAUAUCUUUCAACAAUGAGUCAUUUGUUUUCAUGGGAUUUAGUACAACAGCAAGGAAAAAUAAUCCUCAAUUUCUGGCAGGAAAGAGUUCAGUUUUUCAAACUUUGGAUAAGCGCGUGUUGGCCUUGUCCUUAAAUGUCACUAACAGUACUGUGAUUGAUCAGCUUAUGAAUCAGCAGCCUGAGUCAGUCAUAAUAGAGUGUUGCAAUUGUGCUAAGGAAGAGCAGAGGCUAAUGGAGGAAGAGGAAGCUAAGAAGAUAGAGGAAGAGAAAGAAAGAGAGGAAGAAGAAGCUAGAAAGAGAGAGGAAGAGGAAGCAAGAAGGGAGGAGGAAGAAGCUAGGGAGGAAGAAGAGAAAGAGAGAGAAAAGGAAGCAAAAAGGGAGGAAGAGGAAGCUAGAAAGAGAGAGGAGGAGGAGGGUGGGAAGAGAGAAGAGGAGGAAGCUAGAAAGAGAGAGGAAGAUGCAAAGUGGGAACAAGAAGAAGCCAGGAGGGAAGAAGAAGAGGGGAGGAGGAGAAGGGAAGAGGAAAGGGAAGAGAAAGCAAGAGAAGAACCAAUGAGGGAAAAAAGGGAAAGAGAGCACAAAGAGGAAGAGACUUGGAGACGAGAACAUACUGGAGAGAGAGAAGAGGAAGCAAAAAGAGAACAAGAAGAAGAUAGGAGGAAAGAAGAAGGGAGAAAAGGACAAGAAGAACCAGAAAGAGAGACCACGAGAAAAGAGAGGGAAGAAGUAGAGGAAAAGAAACGGAGACAAGAAGCAGCAGAAUGGGAGGAAGAAGAAGCAAGGAGAGAAGAAGAAGAAAGGAGAGAGGCAUGGGGAAAGGGAGAAGAACAAGCAAUGAUUUGAUUUAAUGCCUAGCUAGUUGUCACAUCUACUUUGGAUU
Molecule: messenger RNA, 1888 nt
Organism: Quercus robur (English oak)
Lineage: Eukaryota; Viridiplantae; Streptophyta; Magnoliopsida; Fagales; Fagaceae
Product: vicilin-like seed storage protein At2g18540
Exons: 5
Coding region: 1-1851 (616 amino acids)
Source: RefSeq, a predicted model, not a curated record